AUGGCAAAAAUAUCUUAUUCCCUUUCGACACAAAUGCCUCCCAAAUCUGUUAGCGGUAUCAACUGCGAUUGCUCCGCAGAAGGCGAAUUUGUAAAAACAGUGCAGAUGGAUCAAGAAAGUGACACAGAUUACUUGGAAAAGCUUCGGAAAUUUUCAAAGUGGACAAGCCAUGGAGCUUACAGAGCGCUUCCCGACUCUACCAAAUGCAGGCGUUCUAUUCUGCGUGUUCUGUACUCGAUACCGGUGAACAUCACUGUUAUCAUUAUGGCUUGGGUUAACGCUGUGAUACUGGUUGUAGCGUUGCUACUGGAGAGUGAGACACUCAAGGCGGAUUCAGGAGAGAAGAGGAACCGCUUGAAUGAGGCUCGGUUUGGGCUGCAGUGCGUCAGUAUGUGCAUAAGCUCUAUCUUCUCCAUCGAGAUCUGCAUGAAGCUGUUUGCACUGGGACCGAAAACUUUUUUCAGUCACUGGAUUGAGGUUUGGGACCUGGUCGUUAUUGUGAUCAGUUUGAUUGUGGACGCGAUCAUCAUUUCAGCGCAUGUUGCCCGCAUCCGCACAGCGCAUGGGUCCGACCCUCAUUAUUUCUUCAAUGACCCUUCUUCAGACCCACUGGCUGCAGUUGGCGCAGCUGCCGCAUUACUGGUUAUCUUCCGAUUAUGGCGGAUAGUGGGAAUAAUGAAUGCGGAAGCUCAACAGUUAAAUUUCUUGCCACCAAUACUCCUAAGUCCCAGAACACUUUGUACAUGGGGGUGCAUUCGGCUACAUAUGGUUGAGCAGAUUUUCGAGCUUAUUUCCGUCGAGCCAAUGGAACGGAAACUCCAAGAGCUGUCUCAAGAGCAGAGAAUCAUUGAGUACAAAAACUCGGAAACAUUUUAUCAUGGUCUGAACAGUCGGAUAAUCUGCAAUAACUAG
Messenger RNA from Dicrocoelium dendriticum, 912 nucleotides. The record is from the annotation of a GenBank genome assembly. Lineage: Eukaryota; Metazoa; Platyhelminthes; Trematoda; Plagiorchiida; Dicrocoeliidae.